This is a messenger RNA of Tarenaya hassleriana, 2581 nucleotides long. RefSeq names its product pentatricopeptide repeat-containing protein At1g03100, mitochondrial-like. The record is from RefSeq and is a predicted model, not a curated record. The coding region runs from base 23 to 2374 and encodes 783 amino acids. NCBI's taxonomy places the organism in Eukaryota, Viridiplantae, Streptophyta, Magnoliopsida, Brassicales, Cleomaceae. Gene Ontology annotation, molecular function: protein binding. The transcript has a single exon.
UUCUCAUCGGUUGAAAAAAACAAUGCUUUCAUGGAGGAUCGCGAAGAUCCGGGCAGUUUCGGUAUGCCCAUCUCGAUUUUAUUGUCUGUUUCGUGGGGUUUCUGGUGAUGCUGCUCCAUCUGAAGUUGAUUUGGGGUAUAGUUUAAUGGGCAAGAUUAUUGUCUCUCAUGCUAGAAGAAACCUCAUUGUGCUAUCUGGCAACAGUAGUCGCGUCAGGUUCGAAUCAAGGUAUUCCCAUAAAGCAGAAUCAUUUUCCACCGUCGCAGGAUCUAUAUUAGUUCAGCCAAAGGAUCCUGCGAAACUCAAUGAGGAGAUUCAGAUUGCUGUUGAUGAACGUAGAUGUGAUGAUGCCUGGAGGCUGCUCGAACUAUACAUGCAGACGGAAGGAUACCCUCCAAAAUCUGUUGUGAACAAUGUUUUGGUAUGUUUUGCUGAAAGCCUUGAUUCCAGUUGGCUAGAAAAGGCGUAUGGUUUGGUAGAACGUUUCUUCGAGGAGAGUAAACAGAAUUUGCUGGAAAAGGAACCUCUUAUAUAUCUGUCAUUGGCUCUUGCCAAGUCGGCCAUGGUGGUUCCUGCAUCGACAAUAUUGAGAAAGUUAGUGAAAACAGAACAGUUUCCUCAUGUGAAUGCUUGGUCAGCAGUAUCGGCUUUCAUGUCGCUUACAGGCCCGGGAGCUUAUCUUUCCACCGAGUUGGUUCUUGAGAUUGGUUACUUGUUCCAGAACAACAGGAUCAAUCCCCGUAACAAAAGUAAUGCACCUUUGCUUGCAAUGAAGCCUAAUACCUUUGCUUUCAACACUGCUUUGGCUGGUUGUUUGUUGUCUGGGACGACACGAAAAGCUGAACAACUUCUAGAUAUGAUGCCAAGAAUAGGUGUAAAAGCCGACCUGAAAUUAUUGAUUGCGAUGGCUCGGCUCUAUGAAAGAAAUGGGCAGAGAGAAGAACUGGGAAAGCUUCAGAGAUAUAUAGACGAUGCUUGUAACCUAAAUGAAUCUCAGUUUUGGCAGUUCCACAAUUGCUUGUUUCUGUGGCAUCUGAAAUCUGGGGAUCUCGACUCUGCUUCGAGAUUGAUUCUGGAAAUGCUAAGAAAGGGAAAGAUGGCUCGGAAUUCACUUGGGACCGCCAUUCUUGGACUGGACACUGUGAAUGGUAGAUCAAAUCCUGGAAAAGUUGCUGGAGAAGGAACAAAAGUACCCGAUGGUCUCAAGAGUCGAGCAUUUUCUACAAACAGUAUGAUUUCAUACGAAGAGUUCUCUAGAGAUAGAAAUUUCUUGAAACUUGAAGCUGAGGCAAAGGAUGUUCUUUGUUCUUUGUUGGCUAAGUUGCAUCUGCAAGUUGAGUUGAUUACCCCAGAAUAUGGUACUCUCCAGCCAAGUGAAGGAAUUUUUGUGAAAUUAGCAAAAGCUUACUUACAAAGUGGGAAGAUAAAGGAUUUGGCUGAGUUUUUGAAGAAGGCGGAACGUGAAGAUGCCCCUGUUUCCAGUGAGAACUCAAUGCUGAUUAACAUUAUCAAUUCAUGUAUUUCACUGGGAAAGUUAGAUCAGGCCCAUGAUCUUCUCAAUGAGAUGCGUAUGACUGGUGCAAGAACCGGCGCUUCUGUAUACUCUUCUCUUAUGAAAGCUUACUGCAAAACAGAUCGAACGAGAGAAGUGACAUCACUCCUGAGAGAUGCUCAGAAAGCAGGGAUUCAGCUAGACUCAAGCUGUUAUGAAGCACUAGCCCAAUCUCGGGUAAUUCAGAAAGAUAAUCUCGGAGCUCUUAGCCUAUUCAAAGAGAUGAAAGAGCAGAACUCACCGAGAGAGGGAAAUCAACAAUUCGAGAGGCUGCUCAAGGGAUGCGAGGGAAAUGCAGAGGCAGGACUAAUGUCAAAACUCUUGAGGGAAAUCAGAGAAGUGCAGAGUUUGGAAACCGCAGUUCACGAUUGGAACAACGUGAUCCAUUUCUUUAGCAAGAAGGGGUUGAUGCAAGAUGCAGAGAAGGCCCUGAGGAAGAUGAGAAAUCUCGGGCAUUCCCCGAAUGCUCAGACCUUCCAUGCAAUGGUCACAGGGUAUGCUGCCAUUGGAGGUAAGUACAAAGAGGUAACGGAGUUAUGGGGAGAGAUGAAAUCGAAAGCUGCUUCGAUGAAGUUUGAUCAGGAACUGCUGGAUUCAGUUCUGUAUACAUUUGUUAGAGGAGGGUUCUUCGCAAGUGCAAACGAAGUGGUGGAGAUGAUGGAGAAAGGAGAUGCGUUUGUUGAUAAGUACAAGUACAGAUCACUCUUCUUGAAGUAUCAUAAGACACUGUACAAGGGGAAGGCACCAAAGAUCAAGACAGAAGCAAAGGUCAAGAGGAGGGGAGCUGCCUUAGCAUUCAAGAAAUGGGUUGGCUUGUCUUGAUUCUUGAAACUCUAAAGGAAGAACCUUUUGCAAUCAGGGAUAGAUAUAAGCGAAUAGUAAGGUCAUAAUGAUGUAUAACUACCAUAAUUAUUAGGUUUUAUCAAAAGGGUCAGUUUUGUUUUAGUUCUCAAGAGUUUUAUGAUGAUGAUAAUGAUGAUGGGGCCAACCCGAAAGAGAAAUUAGGUGGCAGGUGGUUUCCUAAUUGGC